AUGGAGUUGGACUUGGAUGCGGUAUCACAGGUACUGGAGAGGUUUUUGGGCACGUCCUCUUCUCAACGGGGUUCUCUGCCAGCUUCAAAAGUGAAGGCAAGUAAACGCACACCCUCCCAGCCUCACGGUGGGCCUCACGGAGAUUCUUUCCACAGGGACGAUGGAAAACGGGAGCUAAAGGCGGGCACAGAGACGAAUCAGGAAAAUUUUAUUGAGAAGGAUUGCGGGACACAAGAAAUGUUGUUUUUGCCACGAGAGAAAAAGCAACGACAAAAACAACAGGAGCAACACUGCAAACACCAUAAACCUUCCACAAAUUUUGUUAUUUCCUCUAAUCAAGUUCUCUGCAGGGUUGUUGAAGCAAGUGGUCUUGGUGCCUCUGCUGUUUUGCUUAGUACCGCCACCACUGGCAAACGUCGAGAGGACAGAGCUUGGACGAGCAACCUCAACCAAAAUCCACAUCCUUUUGUUGUCUUGAAGUCAUUAUCCAAGAACUAUUUACGUAAGGAAAUUUUUUCUCACGUGACGCCAACGACGAAUUCCACAGCCACUCGUAUCGAGCGUGUAAGGGAUAUUGCGUUAUCCAUUGUAUUUGACGAUGUCGUUGAUGCUGCGGGAGAAGCAGAGUCACCGAUUGAGCGCCUUGUCGUAUCGUGCUCUAACCACCCACGCACAGGCUACGUUAGCGUCCUUCGUGUGAAGGAAAUUGAAGGAUUUUUCAUUCGUGCGGUGAUUCCAGGCUCCUUAAUGGGACCGUUUAUGAAAUUGACAUUGUUUCCCAGAGAUGCAAUUCGAGUAAAAGUUUUGCGUGUGAGAGCGAUAGAAUUGGCCUUUGCAGAUAGUUGGACAGAGCGUCGUAUUAUUGAGGAACCUCUCAGUUUCUUGUCCGAAGAAGAAAACGAGGAAGAAGCGAGGCCUAUGGACCCCAUAUCAUUUCCACAGGAGGUGCAUGAGAGAGAAAAAGUGGGGGAAGAUUAUCCCGGUAGCGUUCCAACACCACAGUCAGUGAAGGACCUGGUGGAAAUGGUGGAAUCUUCGUUGGCAUCUUCUACGGUUCCUAUUUCUUCCGUUGAGACUGCACUGGGAGAUGGCGAAAGUGUUUUGGAUGCAUAUGAUUUGCAGAAACAGUUUGAACGCACGAAAUCGGUGAAAUUAGCUCCUGUAUUGCAAGCGACAAGGGAAAAAGCGGGGGCAAGCGAAAUGCAGCCUCAGAAUGGGGCUCGAGGGGCAUACAACAUGGCUCCAAUUAAAUCUUCUGAUUUCAAGGCAAUGAAUUCUCGUGUUGGCAGUGUAAAAGGAAGCAAUGAAAUACUCCCCGUGGCGAGUAAUACUUUUCUGGCGCACGAUUUGGGUCUUAUACGUCGUAAUAAAAAUUCUGAAGAACGUAAAACAGCGCCCCAUUUCGUUUCAAUCGGCGAAGGUGACUGUACCGCGUCGAAAGCACAUUGUACUGAAACUGAAAUUGGCAGGAAAAAUAUGUCGAAGGCUUUGAUUGCGUGGAGUAUUAAGCGACGGCUUCUCCAGGACAAAAAGAUCAUGAGUUCCCUACAAGCGGAAAGGGAUACUCCAUAUGAUGUGGCUUCUUUUGAUUUUGUCGGCCAGCAGGAGAUACGAGGGACUCAUAAAAUUAAAUUCGACAGCCAAAGCCAUGGUGUAUUUGGAUCACAGGAGUCUGUGCAGGCGCGUUGCACGUGGGAUGCAGUAAUUCACCGGAGCCGUCAGGAUGCACUGUGGGAAUUAAUGACAAAUUCAAAAACUUUUAUUGUGACAAUUGCGCGUACAUCCGAUGAAGUUGUUGCCUCCCUUUCUCAGUCCUGUGCUUUACAGAUGCUUUUCAUAUUGUUUUGUGAAGCCCAAGGUUCGGCAUCUUCGUCAGUUGAUUGCUUUAACCUCAUGAUAACAAUUGCUCACGCCGAACGUCGACGCGGUCGUGAGACAGAACUUAUUUUUCGAACGAAGGAUGGGUUUGCCUGCUUGUUGCAUCCGCACCGCGAUUCGGAUAUGAAAAGGCAAUGGUUAAUGGUUUCUGUGCAGAAUCACCCAGAUUCUGUGAACGAUUGGCUGUUAGAAUCACUAGAUCUUUAUGAAAAAAAUGGAGGCUUACAGAAGUUUCAGGAACUACGGUCCGAGAAUUCCAUUACGCCAUUUAACGCCACGGAGGGACGGAUUCCCUUGUGCAAAACAGCAGUGCUGCAUUCUGUUGUUGAUUUUGCAUGUCUGUUUGAAUUGUUGUUGCCUACACUGAGGGCUUGGCUGACCGUAUGUGACCUCCGCUACUAUGGUGAUAUACAUCCUCUUUUGCACCCCUUUAUCGAUGAGUGUGGUGUCAUCCACCCCACGAAUUGGUUUCAAUGUGUCCUGCAUGGGACAGUACGGUCCGUGCUGUUGUCUUUGCCGAACGCGGAGUGUGGUGCAACAAGUUGUGACGAUCCGCGUGGGAUGCUGUCCACGGCGCGGAGAAGACUUGCAUGUAUAACGCUUCGUAGACAUGUGUUUUUUUCUGCGGUUUGGCAGCCAAAUCUUCACGCCGUGAAGGUUGUGCUAUCAAAUGAACAUGUGCUUCAUCACAUAGAGUUGCUAGACGGUGUGUUGCUGGAUCGCCAUGGCUUGGCGGUGACUGAAUUUCUUUCGCCUGACUCGCUAAGCAAAAUAGAACUUCUUGACGAGGACAGCACCCAGAAUAGAUGCAGAUUUUCACGUGGCACAUGUGCCACCGCUGGAGGUUCGGUGGCGGCCGCGGCGGGAUUCUCUGGCAACACCGACACAACAAGUUCCCUAGCUUUUCAGGUUUUGAGUACCGCCCUUCAGCGAUCGUGGGUGGUAGUGGGAAUGGCGCUUUCUUUGAGGAUAUCGUUUGACGAAGAUGCAUUCAUGGACACGGUACUUCGCUGGGCGUAUGCCUUACCCCGGACCAUUGUUCUGUUCUACAUGGACUACCCACCUGGGCAGGAGCCAUCAAUUCAUCUUUCCACGGGGUUUCUUGAGGCCUUUGCCCCCGUGACUGGACUGAAGAACGCAAUAGAGGGUGUUUCCGCUAACCCAUAG
Messenger RNA from Trypanosoma cruzi, 3045 nucleotides. RefSeq lists its product as uncharacterized. The record is from RefSeq and is a predicted model, not a curated record. The transcript has a single exon. Lineage: Eukaryota; Euglenozoa; Kinetoplastea; Trypanosomatida; Trypanosomatidae. Bases 1 to 3045 code for a protein of 1014 amino acids.